UCUGUUUGGUUUAGGGGAGCCUACCAGACCAUGUGGCCGGUGCAGCUCUGCACGGAUGCCUAAGUGUGCAGAUGCAGAGCCUGCCAGGCAAGACUUUUGCCACUGCUUUUCACGCCACCUGCAGAGUGUUAACCAGCCUACUGCAGCAUCACACCAAGGUGGCCAGGAAUGCCGUCCCAUCACUGAUGGCCUGCUGCAGAACAUUGCUAGUGGCUCUUGUUCAUGAGGGAAGACAAAACAAGGGAUCAGUGGACAGUGCUGAUGUCGUCCUGUGUGCGGGAGACUUUGAGAGACUGGUGGCAGCACUGGUGCAGAAAGUAGACCUGACAAGGACUGCAGCAUUCCUGGUGGCAGAGUAUGUGAGUGAGCUGCAGCAUGGAACAUUACAUCCUGACGUUAAGAAAUCCUUGGUGCCAUCAGUGUACCUGCUGCUGGACGUUUGUGGCAUGCAUGGCAGCAAACUGCUGGGCACAGCCCUGGACCCUGGGCUCAGGGAGAUAUACAAGGCACUCCAUACGGACUACAGCAGAUAUCACAAGUACAGAGGAAAAGUGUGAACACAGCCCUGGACCCUGGGCUCAGGGAGAUAUACAAGGCACUCCAUAUGGACUAUAGAAGAUAUCACAAGUACAGGGGAAAAGUGUGAAUACAGCCCUGGACCCUGGGCUCAGAGAGAUAUACAAGGCACUCCAUACAGACUAUAGCAGAUAUCACAAGUACAGAGGAAAAAUGUGAACACACGUGUAUACAGUAUAGUGGUAAAAAGGUCUUAAGCUUUUGUGGUAUCAUAGUACAGUGUAUCAUAACGAUGUAUGAUUAAACAAUUAUGACUAAUAAAUAUGACGCACAAGCAUCUAGUUGUCUCUCAUGUUCUUGUACCAAACACUCCACAGUCCACAUACUGUAAAUGCAGAAACUUUCACGCUGGUUUAAUAUUCACAGUUUUUGCAGUGGCUGCUUCACUGCGAACUUAAAACCACCGCAAACAUUUUUCCAUGGCAGUAAGAGACUUCAGUGCAUGGUGCUACCGUGAAAUUAAAACCACUGCAAAAAGUAAUUUUCCCGCUACCAUGAAAUUAAAUCCCCACAAACUUAAAUGCAUUUACAGUAAUACAGGUAUAGUCAUCCAUGCUGGGUUGUGUGGGUGGUUGUUAUUAUCCAGAUGCCCUCACGGAGGAGUAAUAUAUUAUCAUCUGUUCAGUAUGUGGAAUAAAAUAAAUGUCACAUCAGAAAGCUGACCUGGAAAUAGCUGACAAGAAGUAAUGGCCCAGGGCAAAUGAUUUCCACUCAAUAACUUAUUUACUCAAUGCUGAUAGAUUAUUUUAAUCAGGUAUGAGAGAAAUUUUAUUAUCAAAACUGUGAAGUGAUAGAAACAAACUGUUUUCAGCUAUACAUUGUUGUGGAAUAUUAAACUGGUCAAUAGCAAUAAACAAGUUGCAAUGUAAAUACUGCAUUGAAUUAAAGUCUAAGUUGUAUUUAGAGCUUAGCAACAAUUCGAUAAUAUGGUACUUUGUUUGAUGAUCAAUUUUGGUCCAAAGGGAAUUUCUUCCUUAACAAUAAAUGCUAGUCAGUUGUUUCCGUUUGCUACAACGGUUUAGAUUUAUGUGGUAUUAUAAGAUUGUGGCAUUGUUACAACGUUUACUAGUUGCAAUUUGAUGAGCGCUAUGACAUUAUAGUAAACCAUAAAAUUGACA
Molecule: messenger RNA, 1694 nt
Organism: Branchiostoma floridae (Florida lancelet)
Lineage: Eukaryota; Metazoa; Chordata; Leptocardii; Amphioxiformes; Branchiostomatidae
Product: unhealthy ribosome biogenesis protein 2 homolog
Exons: 4
Coding region: 72-557 (161 amino acids)
Biological process (GO): ribosome biogenesis
Cellular component (GO): nucleolus
Source: RefSeq, a predicted model, not a curated record